Messenger RNA from Scaptodrosophila lebanonensis, 931 nucleotides. RefSeq lists its product as uncharacterized. Bases 156 to 800 code for a protein of 214 amino acids. The record is from RefSeq and is a predicted model, not a curated record. NCBI's taxonomy places the organism in Eukaryota, Metazoa, Arthropoda, Insecta, Diptera, Drosophilidae. The transcript has 3 exons.
GCGUUCUCUUUCCGGUAGUUCUCGUGUUCUAGGCGGACGUAUAGUUCUAGUCGGACAGAAGUUGAAAAAACGGAGUAAAUUUUUUGCAAAUUUAGUGAAAACUUAUUUAAUUAAUUAAUUUGUUAAAUCAUUCUUCUACCCUUCAAUAUUUCAAAAUGGACGCCAAGUCGCCUGAGAUCCAAUUCGAAGAAUCGUCGCAAGCAGCGGCAGACUUAGAAGACGCUACUGUUGGCAGCAAGCGCAAGUUCGAGUUGGCCCUUUCAAUGAACUCCGGGGACUCUGGGCCACGUGACGGUAGCAAGAAGCCGCGCACGGCCGAUUUCGGAGACAGCCUCGGAAAUGGUGAAGAAUCCGAUCAGGAUAUGAAGAAUACAACUCCUGAACAAGGGCCCGUUGAAAAGUCAGAGGACAAACCAAUGUUGGAAUCGGCCAAAAAAGCUGAGGAGUCUUCCGUUGAGGAACCCGAGGAGAAAGCCAUGUCUGGGUUGCCUGAAAACGCUGAGGAACCUAAGAACGAGGCCUCGCCCGGUGAACUUGAAGGCGCAGCUGGUACUGAUGGUACCAACAAGGAAUUGAACGAAAACUUGGGUGAAACCACUGAUGACGUUGCUGUUGAGGGAACCAAGGACAAGGUCGUGUGCGAUGUGGCUGGAAAAGCUAAGGCUGAUAACUCCAUUUUCAAUGGAUCGGAAAAUCAGGAGCCAAAUUUUGUGGUGCCCGAUGCAAAAGCAACCAAGAAUGGUCCGAAGUCAGAAAAUGCUAAAGGUGGAAAACGCAAGAAUAAGAAACGCUCAUUGUAGGAAUACAAAUUUCCAAAUGCCUUAUCUUGAUCGAACACAAACUACCUACGAGUCCCAAGCGCGGAACAUAAUGUAAUACAAUAUUACCAAAAAAUAUAUCAAUAAACAAGUAUUGCAUACUAAUGCCUGUA